CUAAAUAGCAUCUAAAAGACCAAAAAAAAUCCCAUUCUCUUCUCUUUUUCUCUCCUCUCUCGGAGACUCUACUAGUAAGACAAAGAGGAAGAGAGAGAGAGAGAGAGAGGUGGCGACGAUGCACGCGAAGACGGACUCGGAGGUGACGAGCCUGGCGGCUUCGUCCCCGCCGCGGUCGCCGCGGCGGCCGAUAUACUACGUGAUGAGUCCAUCCCAUCCGGACGCCGAGAAAAUGUCCCUCGGUGGCUCCACCCCUGGCGGCUCGCCUGUGCACCACCACCACCACUACCACCACCAUCCCCACCACCACCGCUACGCCAGCUCCCCCAUCCACCACUCCCGCGAGUCCUCCACCACCCGCUUCUCCGCCUCCCUCAAGCACGCCUAUUGGCGCAAGAUCCCCGUCGCCGGUCGCCACCCCUCCGACGCCGGCGACGCUGAUGACGACUCCGACGCCGACGACUACCCCGCCACCACCCCCGUCCGCUGCUACGUCGUCUGGUUCCUCCUCGGCUUCAUCUUUCUCUUCACCCUCUUCUCCCUCAUCCUCUGGGGCGCCAGCAAACCCUACAAGCCCGAAAUCUCCAUCAAGAGCGUGGUGUUCGAGAGUUAUAAUAUCCAGGCAGGGAUGGAUUUGACCGGUGUUCCUACCAAGAUGCUCUCCAUCAAUUCGACGGUCAAGAUCGCGUUUCGGAACCCGGCCACCUUCUUCGGCGUGCACGUCUCCUCCACCCCUUUGGUUCUCUACUACUAUGACCUCAAAAUCGCCUCCGGAAACAUGAAGGAAUUCUACGAAUCGAGGAAGAGUGGCAGGGUGGUGAGAAUAGAUGUUAUUGGGAGGCAGAUUCCGCUCUACGGCGGUGGUUCGAGCCUGAGCAGCCGGUCGGAGGGCGGGCCGUCGGCGGUGGUGCCGCUCGAGCUGACGUUCGUGAUGCGGGCUCGCGCCCACAUCCUCGGCAAGUUGGUGAAGUCCAAGUUCUACCGCCGCGUCCACUGCUCCCUCACCCUCCGGGAGAACCGCCUUGGGAAGCACCUCCACCUCAAGGACGCCUGCCAGUACCAUGACUGAGCUGAGCUGAACCGAACCGGGCGGAGGGCAUCUCGGUAAUUUUAGUGGAUGGGGAGCGGGAGAUCUGGAUUCAAGUGGGUUCAUGAUGGAUGCUAACAUGCGCUGGAAGCUCAGGUGUCAGUCAAAGUUAUGGAGUGGUUUUAAAGCAAAAGCUGACUGCUGCCUGCCAAGCCCGUGAUGUUAGUUUUGUCGAUUUCUUUGUGGAUGUUACUGUUGGUGAUUGGUGUACAUGCUGGUCAGCCUUGGCAAAAAAAAAAAAAAAAAAAAGGAACAGGUCACAGUUUUCUAAAGGUGUUGUUUUGCAUAAAAGGGUGUUAUCUUAUUGUUUUUAUUCUCGUAGCCUUCUUUCCUCACUUGAUCUACGAGAAUAACUUUUAGC
Molecule: messenger RNA, 1448 nt
Organism: Elaeis guineensis (African oil palm)
Lineage: Eukaryota; Viridiplantae; Streptophyta; Magnoliopsida; Arecales; Arecaceae
Source: RefSeq, a predicted model, not a curated record